GGGAUUGUAAAUGACUUGAGGGCUCUGCAGCUCAAACACAUAAAUACAGCUGGCUAGAAUACUCAAUUCCACUCGGCGGAUGUAAACUCGAGUAGGAACGGUCACAUAAACCGUUGCUAAGCUGUUGUUUAAACAGAUCCUUGUUAAACUCUGGCAGCUCUGACAGCGUCAGGUCGUUAGCCCUCAGCGUGGUCGCUACGAUGAACGGUCAGCUGAGCGGUUUCCAUGGCGACUCGCUCCAUGGUGAUGAAGACUGCUUCCUCUUCACCUCCGAGUCCGUGGGAGAAGGACAUCCAGAUAAGAUUUGCGACCAAAUCAGUGAUGCUGUUUUGGAUGCACACCUCAGGGAAGACCCUGAUGCCAAAGUAGCAUGUGAGACUGUAGCUAAAACAGGGAUGAUCCUGCUGGCGGGGGAGAUCACCUCCAGAGCCAAGGUGGACUAUCAGAAAGUUGUCAGGGAUGCAAUCAAGGACAUUGGCUAUGAUGACUCAUCCAAAGGGUUUGACUACAAGACCUGCAAUGUGCUGGUGGCCCUGGAGCAGCAGUCCCCUGAUAUUGCUCAGGGUGUUUACCUUGACCGCAAAGAAGAGGAUGUGGGAGCUGGGGACCAGGGUCUGAUGUUUGGUUAUGCCACCGAUGAGACUGAUGAGUGUAUGCCCCUCACUAUUGUCCUGGCUCACAAGCUCAAUGCAAAGAUGGCAGAAUUACGUCGAAAUGGGACUCUGCCCUGGCUCAGACCUGAUUCCAAAACUCAGGUGACUGUUCAGUACAAGCAGGAUAGAGGAGCUGUGGUGCCAUUGCGUGUCCACACACUUGUGAUCUCUGUGCAGCAUGAUGAGUGUGUAAGUUUGGAGGAGAUGCGUCAAAGUCUGAAAGAACAGGUGGUGGAGGCUGUGGUUCCACCUGGGUACCUUGAUGAUGACACAAUCUGCCACCUGCAGCCCAGUGGCCGCUUUGUCAUUGGAGGUCCACAGAGUGAUGCAGGCCUGACUGGGCGCAAGAUCAUUGUGGAUACUUACGGAGGUUGGGGAGCCCAUGGAGGUGGAGCUUUUUCUGGGAAGGACUACACAAAAGUAGACCGCUCAGCAGCUUACGCUGCUCGCUGGGUCGCCAAAUCUCUCGUGAAAGCUGGGCUCUGCAGACGUGUCUUGGUCCAGGUGUCUUAUGCUAUUGGAGUAGCCCAUCCCCUCUCUGUCUCCAUCUUCCACUAUGGGACGUCCCAAAAGAGUGAAAGAGAACUGUUGGACAUUGUGAGGAGGAACUUUGACCUACGGCCAGGAAUUAUUGUGAGGGAUCUUGACCUGAAGAAACCCAUCUACCAGCGCACAGCCGUAUACGGUCAUUUUGGUCGUGAUGUCUUCUCAUGGGAAGCACCCAAGAAGCUGAAAUACUGAGCUUGUUCUCCGCCAGUGUAUGUUAGAUGCCCUUCCCUUGUCACCCUCCCUGCUGCUCCUCCCUUAACUGUCUCAUACCCAGCCAUGUUAUGACAGCCACAGCAACAUCACCCUUUGUCCACCUCUUGGUAAAGAUCACUGAAAAGCAGACAACAGUUACAGUAUAUCAGUUUCCAUGAUACAAAGGUUUGAGCAGUUCUACCAACCUUUGUCAGUUUUUCUCUCCUGCUGGUGGCUUUUUCCUUUUCUUUUAUCUCAGCAAAUCUUAGAAGUAUUAUUGACAAUCUAUAAUAGAACUAAAAUAACACACUCCAUAAAAGCCAUAUAAAAUGUUAGGUAUUCCUCCACCUUCAGUACAAACCUCACUGCGCUGUAGUUAUAGAAAUGAUCACCGGGUGGCGUUUUCUUACAUUUUCUUUCAGCGGUACAAUUUCAUGUCACUGCAAAAUGUCAUUUUAGUCUACACGAUUGUAAAAACAUCACACUCCUGAAAUUUUGAAGGUAAUAAAGAUCUGUAUUUUAGUUAUUUAUGUAGACCCUUCAGACCAUUUAUUUCUGACAUUUUACAGAGAAGUCAGAAGCUGCUAAUGACCUUGUGGUUAUGUUGGGCUGCACAAUUAAAACUCUCUCUCUUUCUCAUUUUAUUUAUAUAUAUAUAUAUAUAUAUAUAUAUAUAUAUAUAAAAAAAUUCUUUUUUUUUUUUUUUCUAUUGUAGUGCCAGUGUUUUGAAUUAUGCGAAAUGUGUCAAUGUUCCUCUGACCAAAGUGGAGGUGAAGGGAUCACCAUUCCAGAGUGUGACCCUGGGUAGUAGUUACAGAGAAACCCAGGCUCCGUCACCUCUGGAGCUGCCUUUAUCCCAUUACAACAACCCGAAAAUGUGAUCAGCAGUGAGAUAUUUUUGAAAGUAAAUGCCUUUGAGUGUCCUGACAACUUCAAUUAGACCAGGUAGUGAAGUUGUGUGGAUGGGUAGGGAGGAAUUUAAAAAGUACACACUCAUUUUAGUGAAUGUAAAUGGCGGUAACACUGCUCUUUUAUUCUCAGAAAAUGAUUCUCGGAGCAGUCAAAAUCAUAGCAUGCAUUUCUGCUGAAUGCUUCAUCUAUUGUCAAAUUUAUUUUAAUCUUGCAACUUGAGCUUCGCUUUUAAAAUGUUUGCUUUUAAAAAAUCCAAUUGAUAUGCUUUUUUUUUCGGGCAGCUUAGUGGUUAGCACUAUUGCCUCGCACCAAGAAGGUGGUUCGACUCCCAGGCCCGGCGGGGGUCUUUCUGUGUGGAGUUUGCAUGUUCUCCCCGUGCUUGUGUGGGUUCCCUCCGGUUACUCCGGCUUCCUCCCACGGUCCAAAAACAUGCAUAGUAGGUUAAUUGGUGCUUCUAAAUUUCCCGUAGGUGUGAGUGUGGUUGUCUGUCUGUAUAUGUGGCUCUGCGAUAGACCGGCAACCUGUCACCUGUAAUUAGCAGGCAUAGGCUCCAGCAGACCCCUGUGAUCCUGCAAAGGAUAAAGCGGAUAUAGACAAUGGAUGGAUGGAUGGCUUUUUUUUUUCUCUGAGUAGCCCUACACUGAAAAGCCUCAGGGUUUGCUAUGCUUGCUCAUUUUGAACACUAGUGUGUGAAUAUACUUGCUGGACUAUGGACAGACCUGAAAUACGUGUAUUGAUACACGGUUAAUGCCAGAUUGCCUCCCCAGCUGUUCUCCCCUGUCAGUAACUUUCCUCUUGUCAGAAUCAAAGUUAGUCACAGCUAUAUAAUCCUGUAAGGUUAAACUGUGUCUAAAGCAUAUAUGUAGGUGGCACUGUGUUUUUAAAAAAUUAUACUGAAAACUAAGAUUUUUAUUUUUAUUUUCCCUUUUUGUAUUUGUAUUUAUGCUUUGGCUUAGCUUUAUGGCCCCCUACUGGUUAUUUGAGUGCACUUCAGCUUCACUUCAAAGAAGAGCUGCAUUUUCUUUGGGUGCAAAUGGCUGGUGAUAUGACUUAACCACUCUAAGAAAUCAUUAUUUACUUUAAAUCAGCAUGUUUGUGUCCUCCUUAAUUAGAAUCUGGUGUGUUAAAGCAGAAAACAUCUACAACAUGCAGGACAUCGGCCUACGAGGACCGGAAUUGAGGAUCACUGCUCUAGCUCAUCCACAGCUUUGACCAAUGAUUGGUUGGUGUUGUACAGAGAAACCAGCCUGUUUACACUGUCUCCUGUGAGGUGUUUGAAGAGCGUUUUAUUUUUUUUUUUCCCCUUAUAAUUUUUUUGUUCUUUUUAAUCAGUCAAAUUUAGUUGGUCAGUGUGGUUGCUGAAAGUGCCUUUUGUCAGUCCCCAUAUUUCCCAAAUACUCCAUCCCUUACCUUGUUCCGAUCAUCCCAUGUUGAUAUCCUUUGAGGUUGCUGAUUUUUCCCUCCUCAGUGAUUCCUACUGGUGUGCUUUAUUGUUGAACUUCUCUGUUACAUUUGUAAUAAACU
Messenger RNA from Cololabis saira (Pacific saury), 3830 nucleotides. It is a transcript of the gene mat2aa, whose product is annotated as methionine adenosyltransferase 2Aa. The transcript is spliced from 9 exons. The record is from RefSeq and is a predicted model, not a curated record. Gene Ontology annotation, molecular function: methionine adenosyltransferase activity; ATP binding. Gene Ontology annotation, cellular component: cytosol; methionine adenosyltransferase complex. Gene Ontology annotation, biological process: S-adenosylmethionine biosynthetic process. The coding region runs from base 201 to 1394 and encodes 397 amino acids. Lineage: Eukaryota; Metazoa; Chordata; Actinopteri; Beloniformes; Belonidae.